Benincasa hispida (wax gourd) is the source of this 3019-nucleotide messenger RNA. It is a transcript of the gene PRK1, whose product is annotated as Leucine-rich repeat protein kinase family protein. Gene Ontology annotation, molecular function: protein kinase activity; protein binding; ATP binding. The record is from RefSeq and is a predicted model, not a curated record. Gene Ontology annotation, biological process: protein phosphorylation. NCBI's taxonomy places the organism in Eukaryota, Viridiplantae, Streptophyta, Magnoliopsida, Cucurbitales, Cucurbitaceae.
AAGCCAUAAUUUUGUAAAAUAUUUUCCCUAUUCUUAGGCCUUUUGUUCCUCCCUCCGUACAUUCGUUUCUCAAUUCUUUUCCUCUCCUCUCUCUCUCUCUUCCUCUUUUCUUCAAUGCCAUCAAUAAUAUUCCAUUCCCUCCUUCACCCCUUCUUCUUCAGCCCCAUUUCACCAACACAUAAUUGCAAAACCACCGUCUAAAUAGCCCCCCGGGCGAGCACGCCGCCGCCUGCCGCCCCCACCCCGCCGCUGCGUGCGUUACCUUUAACUUUCCGAAUUUAGACUCAUGGCAUGCCUAUCUACGCCACCCAGCACCGCCACCGCUCUCAUUCUCAUUGUCAUCUCAUUGGAGCUCGUUGUUUCUUGGAGCGCUUCUACAGAUGCAGAAGCGCUUCUCAAGUUCAAGAGCUCUCUUGACACUAACAAUAAUUCGUUGGGGAAUUGGGUUACGGGGUCUUCCCCUUGCUCGGGCAAUAAGGCGAAUUGGGUCGGUAUUCUUUGCGAGAAGGGAAAUGUUUGGGGAUUGAAGCUUGAGAAUAUGGGGCUCAAGGGGCAUAUUGAUAUCGAGUCCCUUGAAGGGGUGCCUCAAUUAAGGACAAUUAGUCUUAUGAACAAUGAAUUUGAAGGGUCUUUGCCUGAUGUAAAGAGACUUGGGUCAUUGAAAUCUUUGUAUUUGUCAAGCAAUCAUUUCUCAGGGAACGUUCCCGGUGAUUCAUUUUCAAGUAUGUUGUCUUUGAAGAAAGUGCAUUUGGCUCAGAAUGAGUUGGAAGGUCAAAUUCCUUGGUCUUUGGUUGAGUUGCCUCGUUUGUUGGAGUUGAGGCUUGAAGGAAAUAAGUUUUCUGGCCAAAUUCCUAAUUUCCAACAAAAGACAUUCAAGUCCUUUAAUGUCUCUAAUAAUGAUCAACUUCAUGGCCCAAUCCCACAUUCCUUCUCCCACAUGGAUCCAUCCUCCUUUUCAGGCAUUGAAGGUUUAUGUGGAGCGCCACUUAAUAAACCAUGCAACACCUCAAAGAUGCCAUCAAUUGGGAGCAUUAUCAUGGUUUCAAUAGCUGUGACAGCGGCUCUGCUUGCCAUCGGUGCAGGAAUAGUCAUCCUUAGCCGUCGGAACCAAUCAUCAUCUAACCAAGAGGAUCCAGCCCACGGAAAAUCUCCAUGUGGUAGUGAACUAGAUCCGGGAGUCGGGUCGAGGUCACCGGACCGUGGCUCUAGCCAUGGAAGCGGGUCAGGGAAACGGUCAGCUGAUAGUGCUAAAUUGUCAUUUGUAAGAGAGGACUCAGAGAAGUUUGAUUUAUCAGAUUUGCUUAAAGCCUCAGCAGAAAUCCUAGGAAGUGGGUGCUUUGGUUCUUCUUACAAAGCAGCCUUGACCAAUGGACCUGUCAUGGUGGUUAAGAGGUUUAAGCAAAUGAACAAUGUGGAUAGAGAGGAAUUCCAAGAACAUAUGAGGAGAAUUGGAAGACUGAAACACCCAAAUUUGCUACCUCUUGUGGCCUACUAUUAUAAAAAGGAAGAAAAGCUUCUCAUAACAGACUAUGUUGAGAAAGGCAGCUUGGCAGUUCAACUUCAUGGACAUCAAGCCGUGGGUCAACCAGCCCUGGAUUGGCCUGCAAGAUUGAAGAUCAUCAAGGGCAUUGGUAAGGGUCUUCGGUAUCUGUACAGUGAGCUUCCAAGUCUGAUAACUCCACAUGGCCAUCUCAAGUCCUCAAACGUGCUUCUGAAGGCGAAUCACGAGCCCCUUCUUUCGGACUAUGGCCUGAUCCCGGUCGUGAACCAAGAGCACGCUCAUGAGCUAAUGGUGGCGUACAAAUCCCCAGAGUACACGCAACAAGGUCGGAUCACAAAGAAGACAGACGUGUGGAGCUUUGGGCUGUUGAUCCUAGAGAUUCUAACAGGGAAAUUCCCAGCCAACUUUCUGCAUCAGAACAAGAGUGGGGAUGAAGAAGAUUUGGCAAGUUGGGUCAAAACCAUUCCUGAAAAAGAAUGGAAUACACAAGUAUUUGAUAAGGAAAUGGGGCAAACCAAGAGCAGUGAAGGUGAAAUGAUGAAGCUUCUCAGGAUUGCAAUGGCAUGUUGCGAAAGCGACUUCGAGAAGCGGUUGGAUUUACGAGAAGUCGUGGAGAAGAUUGAUGAAGUAAAAGAAAAGGAUGGGGAUGAAGAUUUCUAUUCUUCAUAUGCCAGUGAAGCUGAUAUUAGAUCUUCAAGAGGAUUAUCUGAUGAACUCAAUUUCGCCAUGUGAGCUAAGGCUUGAGUUAACAAACAAACAAAAGCUUUAUAAAAAGUAACAGCAGAGACAGACAGACAACCUCCAUGAGAUGAUUACAUAAAAGUGCUUGCUAAUUUCUAGCUGAAGGGUGAGAGGUUGAAGAUGAAGAUAAGGGCUUUUCGAUGAAUAGUGUAUAGGUUUUGAAUGUAGAACGGGAAAAAUUAAUGUGUUUGCUUUGACUCAACAACGCUUAGGAAGUUCGAUACAUGAUUGGUAAAUUCUCUCCUGGGUGGAAAUGUCUAAAAUUCUUGAGUACUAUUUUUUAAAGAAGUAACAAUUUAAUUCUAGAUAAGCAGUGAAAUAAGCAAACAUGCAGUAGAUAAAAGUUGCAGUGAAGGCAUAGAGUUGUACCAUUCAAACAACUUUCCUAAACAAAUUCAAUCGUGCUUUCCAAUUGGGAAUGGAUGCGAGGUAAAUAAGACGGAAAGUGUACUUUCUUCAAUCAAAUAGAUGGAAAUAAAUUUUAGAUUAAAAACCUAAGGGAAAAUCAUAUAAUACAAUGAAACGAAAAAUAUCAUUUAAGAUGAAGAAUAAUUGGAAAUACCAUGUGGAAUGCAUGUGUUGAUUAAGUUCCUCCAAAAGUUACUAUUACUCUAAGAAACUAUUUGAGUAAAAAUAUGUAAGAAUGUUGGACUAUUACAAAUUUUAUUCUAAAGAUACUUUUGAAACAUUUAUGAAAGGUUGCGAGUAAUAUUGCAACUUUUGAAAGAUUAUAAAUAUUUUUUAAACAAACUACAAAUCUUAGUGGUAUUUAUAUAC